UAAGCACUACGUUAAACAUGUUUCCGAUCGGUUUAGAAAAACGGGCGGACCGGGUCUGUGUGAGUGUGUGUGCGUGUGCAACCUGUUUUGUGGUCCGUCAUGGAAGUCGGUGUUUGGAGUCUGCGAUGGAAGAAGAAGCGCAUGAAAGAGCUCCGUCUGUGAUCGAUCGCUAUUAUACACGCUGGUAUAAAACAGACAUGAAAGGAAGAUUGGGUGAAGACCACUGCAUCCUACAGCACUCAAACAGGAUUUGCAUCGUCACUCUUGCGGAGUCUCACCCCGUCCUCCAGCAGGGCCGCAAAAUCAAGAGCAUCGAUUACCGUAUCAGUGAAGGAUGCAGCCGCCUGAACAACAAAGUUUCGGGCAAAUCGAAGCGAGGCGGGCAGUUCCUCACCGAGUUCGCACCACUGUGCAGAAUAACAUGCAGCGAUGAUGUCGAGUACACCGUCUUCAGCUGUAUCAGGGGACGCCUCUUAGAAGUGAAUGAAGACAUCCUGAAGCGUCCUGACCUGCUCCUGGAGAAGCCCUCUACUGACGGCUACAUAGCAGUCAUCUUACCCAAACUGGAGGAGAGCAAAACUAUCACCAAAGACCUUCUGACCAGAGAGCAGUACGAGGACGUCGUCUCUAAACGACUGCAGGAGUCUCUGUAAAAUCAACAUGACUUCAGGAAGUAAAAAAAAAAAAAAGAAAGAAUUGUUUCAGAUGUGACGUAGCCGACUAUAGAGUCGAAACUAAAGGACAUUCUCAGUGCAUCCAGUUCAUAUUACUUUUUUUUUUAUUUCUAUAAUUUAGUUUUACUAGAUUUGAUAUGGGACAAAUCAUUAAGUGAAAUUGAUUUAAAAUUCUGAAACGGGUCCCGGGAUGUGACAUUUGCGACCAAUAUUGGGCCGGUUUUGCUUAUUAUUAUAUGAUGUGUAUAUUACUAUAUCUUGGAGACACAUACAGAAUAUUGUAAAUACACAAAUAAACGACACUGCUCAAAAUGUAAGAAAAUAA
Molecule: messenger RNA, 999 nt
Organism: Silurus meridionalis
Lineage: Eukaryota; Metazoa; Chordata; Actinopteri; Siluriformes; Siluridae
Gene: abitram
Product: actin binding transcription modulator
Exons: 6
Coding region: 18-653 (211 amino acids)
Biological process (GO): dendrite morphogenesis; regulation of filopodium assembly; regulation of actin filament polymerization
Cellular component (GO): lamellipodium; filopodium tip; dendrite
Molecular function (GO): actin monomer binding; actin filament binding
Source: RefSeq, a predicted model, not a curated record